Messenger RNA from Culex quinquefasciatus (southern house mosquito), 3950 nucleotides. RefSeq lists its product as uncharacterized. The coding region runs from base 241 to 3648 and encodes 1135 amino acids. The record is from RefSeq and is a predicted model, not a curated record. NCBI's taxonomy places the organism in Eukaryota, Metazoa, Arthropoda, Insecta, Diptera, Culicidae. The transcript has 2 exons.
CACGCUGGACUCUAUAGUUUUUUGCUGUUUUUCGCCUUGACAAGACCAUCGUCAUCACCGUGGGAUUUUUUUUUGUGUUUGUUUAUUUCGGAACGUGGAUUGGCACGAGUUGUGGGAUUAGUGGCCAGAGAAAUGGUGACGCAGGACCUGCAGUGACGAGCUUUGAUUUAGUGGCCACCCUAGUGAUCAUCUGUUAACGUUAGAUUUCAACAAUAUCUUUAAGUUGAACCGAUAUGAAAGAUGAGUGAGAUUAGGCUGGCUUUACGAUGGCUGUUGCCAUCGGUCGUGAUUCUGUUGCUGCCCGUGAUAGAUGAAUCCCACAGUGCCAAUGUAGACAAAGUAGUAAUAGUGAUGCCUAAGGGUCCCCGAACCCUGCAGAUGUUGGGUUCGAUAAGUCCACAGCUGCUGCAUACGAUUAGUGAUGUGCUCAAACCGGUACCUUCGAACGUGGUACAGAUUCCGGUUCCGUACUACCCAGACGGUCCAAAGUACCCACCGCCAAAGAAGCACCAUCACCAUCACCACACUAAACAUACGCCAAAACAUGUCAGCGAUGCCUACUUCCGACAUCCGUUCAAACCGGCACCGAGCUAUGUAACGUUGAACCUAGAAGAUACCCAACCCGGUCCAUACGACACUCCCUUCGUGCCGAUGUUGAAACCAAGUCCCGUCAACCCACUGCACCUGGAGCAUCCACCAGAGAUCAAGUUCACUCCCAUCAACUUGCUACCAAAUGAGCCACCAUCGUUCUCCACGGUGAGGAAUUACGUGCAAAAGCUCAAAGAGAAGCAGAAAGCCUUUUUCGACAACCAGGGAUAUGACUUUGGAUUUUCAUCACUCCCGCCACCACCACCAAAGAAGUACCACUCGCCGUACACCAAAUCACCAGAUUACACAAAAACUUAUGAAUACACUAAAACACCAGAUUUCACCAAAACGCUAGAUUUCACCAAACCCUACGAAUACAAGAAGAAACCGCAAAAGCACAAGUACUCCAAACCCAUCAACGAUUACCUAUUCUCGUCACACCCGAACGAGCUGUCCUACAUCGGACAGGCCAACCUGAAGCCCCAGGAAGAACAGAACGUGUACUACACGGAACCGGACGCGGGCCAGAACUACUACUACGCGGACGCCGAAGGGCACGAGUUUGUCAUCCCACCGGAAAGCGACUUCCAACCGCUGGUCGAAAUCGACGGGAUCAUCGACCCGGACGACGCCCACUUUGAGCAAAAGGGCGAAGAGCUGGUGCUGAAAACGAAGCAUCCGAAUGCGGCCGUACUGACCCCGGCCGAACUGAGCAGCUUCAGCGAACAGGCCGAGGAGUACGGGUUCGCGAUUCUGCACGAAAGCAAACGCAAGCGGGACGACGAAAAGAAGGUGACGACGAGUGAUGUUCACCAUCGCAACAAACGCUUCAAGAAGAUCGAUCGAGUUGGGCGUGCCAGUGGCGAUCAGGACGUGGAGGAGGAUUUCUACGACUCGGACGAAGCCAAGAAGAAGAAGAGUAGCGGCGAGCCGGACUUUGACGACGUGGAGGAAGAGGUGAAAGCGAUGGUCAACUUUGAGCCGAAGAAGACGUACGUACAGGUAAGACACGAGGAAACAAACAGCAAAAAGUCACGUCCGGCGGAAGAGCCCAAAAUCAAGGAGAAGGUGACCAUCUCGAAGACGAACAUCGUGUACUCGGAAAAGGGCAAGGAAAGUGAGAGCUUUGACCACGGGAAGGAGGAAUCGUUCGGUGAGUUUCAGGCAAAGUCGAAGAAGCCAAAGAAGCAUCGCGGAAAGCGAGAUGUGUCGGCUGUGGAACAGGAAGUUACAACGACCACUACCGCUCCAAGCACUUUAGCUUCCGACGAGAGUGCUUCGCAAUCGGUGGAGGAGUCCUUCGAGCAAAACAAUAGCUUGGAGAAUGAAGUCGACUACGACUUGUGGCCUGAGGCGGAAGGUCAGCACAAUGAUUCGGACACGAUUUUUCUUCCGUACGCGCAAGCGUUAGUAUUCCAGAACGAUUCAGAUUUGAUUCUGUUGCCGAUUCCGGAGGCGUUGGUCGAUCCACGGGAGCUGCAGGGGGACGAUCUGUUGAAUUUUCUGGACGAAGCCAUUCAUAACUCGACACAGUUUCUUCCGGAAGAGAAUGAAAAGAAGCGCGUGCUGAUCAGUCCGGAAAUCAGACAGCUGCAGGGUCAAGAUCUGAUCAAGUAUUUAGACGAAGCGAUCAAGACUUCAAACCAGUAUUUGUCAGGACCGGGCGAUGCGAUCGAGCUGGUGAGCCCUCCAAAGCUAGAUAACGUCCUCCCACCGGAACCGUUGACGAAGCCGAGCGCGGAUCAUGAGAUUGAAAUGAGUCCGGAUGUACCGAAGCCGGAAGAGGUUCACAGCGAAGUACAUCGGUACAUGAGACACUACCUUCUGCCCGACGUUCCACUGUACGAGGAGGUAAACUUUGUGCAACCGUUCAAUACGUUGAUCAAGUAUCACAGCGAGCACGAACCGGAGGAUUACGAGAUCGAAAUUGAAGCGCAGAAUCCAAGGGAGUUGCAAGGCGAUGAGCUGUUGCGAUAUCUGGAUGAAGCAUUGGAUAAUACGACGUAUGUGAUCCCGGAAGAGUAUGAACAGCAGGAACGUGGCUUAUCUCCGUAUUUGAAUCGAGCGCAGCACUACGGCAUUGACGUCGAUACGGCAUUACAAUUCGCUGAAAACGUAACGAAUCAGUUGGCGGACUAUCUGCAAGCUCGGAACAACUACAAGCAGAACGAAGUUCUACCGGAACGAGGACAGGAAGAAACGGUUCUGGUCAGUGAUGGAGGUUUUGUGCCGAUCCGUAGGGCAGAUCCAACGGCUGGCAAUGUCCAGUUUUCAUCGUCGAAGCAAGCAGAGUUGGUGGGAGUUAAGGACACCUUCAAUGGCACACCCCAGCAAAAGCAGUCGAACCCGGGUGUGGUUGUGUACAACGAUGUUAUCAGACACAUCAAGAACCACCUCUCUUCAAGUGGAGGUCCCGGUGCGGCCAAGACGAAGGAUCGUACAAUGUUGAUGAUUGCCGUCCCUCGAAGUCUCCGACAAAACAUCACAAGACAGGGAGCGGCCCGAAGACAGGACAGUGUCUUUGAUACCCUCCCAAAAGCGAGCUUCAUUCAGCUGCCAAUCUUCGAUAUCAACAAGUUCUAUCCCACGUUCAACGUGGGUGAACCGUCAAGCAGCGUGAAACAGGCCGUCGAAAAGGAAGCGGAAAAAGUGGCAACUUCCGGCAGUGAUCAGACGACGCACGAAAACAAACCAACUCCAAAAGUUCGCUCUCACGAUGACAUCGCGGACGCCUUCCGGGACGUCAAGAGAAAAGCAGGUCGUCCAAGGUACGGACCAAACGCGUACAUCCCAGUUCAGGAGAAAACCCGAGACUUUCCUCAGCCCACGUUCAAGAAGCCUGGCCCACCGUACACAGCCCUCCCGGUUCCACCGAUCAAUCAGAAAGCCAAAGCCAACAACCUGAACACGGCCAGCAGUGGCCAGCGGUCGCUGCUGUCCCAUCCACCGCCCCAGCAUCCGCCGCUGAAGCGACCUCGAGGCCACGGAAAACGGCCCCACCACAAGACCUUCAAGAGAGUGCCGGUGGUCCGGAAAAAGGUGCGCAUCAUCAAGCGCUGAGGGAAGCAAUACUUUCACUCUGUACAGUAGAGAGUAGAGACCACCCCAACGAGAUUCCUUUCCUCUUUUUCAUCCCCAAUCCAUCAGGUCGGCUUGCACUGCCGGAAGUUUCGUUCCCGUAGCGGUGCAAGCCACACUCUUGUUGAAAGCAUCCCCCCCCCUUCCCAAAGCUUAAAGUUGACAUUUAGGCGCGUAUUAUUUAUUAUUUCCCUGUAAGUCUAGCAAAGUAACGCAAAAGCGAAAAUUCGAAACGAAAAACCCCAACUUAGUUUUAAGAUGAAUAAAGAUUAAAAUAUAUUUCU